This is a messenger RNA of Anopheles darlingi, 1920 nucleotides long. RefSeq names its product m7GpppN-mRNA hydrolase (gene DCP2). Lineage: Eukaryota; Metazoa; Arthropoda; Insecta; Diptera; Culicidae. The record is from RefSeq and is a predicted model, not a curated record. Gene Ontology annotation, cellular component: P-body; cytoplasm. Gene Ontology annotation, biological process: deadenylation-dependent decapping of nuclear-transcribed mRNA; nuclear-transcribed mRNA catabolic process, nonsense-mediated decay. The coding region runs from base 241 to 1755 and encodes 504 amino acids. The transcript has 2 exons. Gene Ontology annotation, molecular function: 5'-(N(7)-methylguanosine 5'-triphospho)-[mRNA] hydrolase activity; manganese ion binding; RNA binding.
GAAACAACGACAGAGUGCGAAAGAGAGGGCAUGCUAUGGUGCGAGCGAGACAACCAGAGUCUAUUUUGACAGUUCCGUACAAGCUUGCGUGAAAAUCAAAAUAUUUCACACAAGUGUCAAAGGAUUUAUUUUGUAAACAAACUUCCCGUUCCCGCGGCGGUAUCAAAAUCCUGAAAUUCGCGGAUUUUCUCCCGUAUCCGGCAUCCUGGACCACCAAACGAACCACGACCGCGUUCCGUGAUGGCUUUAAAUGUUUCGCUCAGUGCCUUUCAAUCGAUCGUUGUGUCCGAAGUGAAGGCAAAGCAGACGGCAUCGGUCGCCAUCUCGACCGAUAUACUGGAUGAUCUAGCCAGCCGCUUCAUCAUAAACGUACCGGUGGAGGAGCGCGAGAACCUGAUACGGAUUUGCUUCCAGGUGGAGCUGGCCCACUGGUUCUACCUCGAUUUCUACUGCUCGGAAAACAAGCAAAAGUGUGGCAUCAAACAGUUUGCGCAGCAAAUCUUCAAGCAUGUUCCAUUCCUACAGCCACACUGGCCACAGGUAGAUGAGGUGUUGGAAAAUUGGAAGCAGUACAAGCUGACGGUUCCGACGUACGGUGCGAUCCUGCUGUCAGAGGACAUGAAGAACGUCCUGCUGGUACAAUCGUUCUGGGCGAAAUCUUCGUGGGGCUUCCCGAAGGGAAAAAUCAACGAACACGAGGAACCGGAGCACUGCGCCAUCCGAGAGGUGUACGAAGAGACGGGUUACGACAUUAAAAACCUCAUCAAGCCGUCCGAGUACAUCGAGAUGACGAUCAACUACCAGUAUACGCGCCUAUACCUGGUACCCGGUGUACCACUGACUACAGUGUUUGAACCAAAGACCCGGAACGAGAUCAAGUGUUGCUCGUGGUUCCCCGUCGAGCAGCUGCCAGUGACCAAGCACGAAAAUCUCAUCAAAGAUAAUCAAAACUUUUCGGGCAAUUCUUUCUUCAUGAUACUACCUUUCGUGAAGCGACUGAAGAGAUGGAUCGAGAAGCCUGGAAAGAGCAGCAAGGCAGCCGGUAAGAGUGGCAUCCACCUGCAGGCCACUAAUUCUCCCGUGCUCGGCGGUCGUGAAGCUUCGGGAAAACAGAAAAUCUUCUUCGAAAACAACCUAAACAACGGUGGUGGUGGAAGUGGUAGCAAGAAUCAGUCCGGCGGCCAACAGCCCAUUCAGCAGCAGCAGCAGCAAGGGCAACGCGCUAGACAAAGGCAUAAAUCGAUGGGAGAAAUAGAGCCACAGAAUGCAGGCUCACGUGUUAAAAAUACUUUUGGCACUCCAACGGUCAACCAGGUCCAACAACCACAGCAGCAGCAAAGUGGACAGAAUCAACAGUUCUACAAAAACAGUCCAAACUACAGUCAGCAGCAGCAGCAACUGCCACUGAGUAUGGAUCUGAACCGGUCACAGCGAUCAACUAGCGUUACCGGCGAUGGAGGAUACCAAGAUUUCUCGGCCGGUAUCGUGGAAGGAUCGUCGGCUUGGUCAAAGAAGGGUUUGAAAAAAGCCGAUAACUCGCUGAUCGCGUCCGGUGGAUUGGCCCCGGGAACCGGGCAUAGCGCUGAACGGGCUGGAAAGAAUCAAACGAAAAGAAAACUCUUCGAUAACUUUCCACCCAGCACCGACGAACACCCCGCCAGUGGUGGCCAUGUGGUGAAGGACGAUGGUUUGGCCGAGUUCGACAAGAUCGAUGCUUGGAUUUCGUUCAGGUUGGACUAUAGUAAAUUCCUUUAGGAAUUUGGUCUUAAGAAAAGAACAAACUGGCGGACAAAUUAGGGUUUUUUACGUAUUAAUCGAAUGUAUUUUUUUGCAAAUAAAAAGAUUCACAAAUACGCCCAGGUAACGUGGAUAUGCUUUUUUUACGAUGGCAACAGCGUUAGGGGAGCUAUGGAUAAAAAA